GUCACAAACAAAGACUAGGCCUCAUUCUAGCUUCCGUCAUUUUUCGCCCGAAGACCAUACCCACCAAGCUGACUACUCGGCUGACACAAAGACCAUUCCCGAUACUGGCUGGCGCGGUUCUCCUCCCAUCCCCUCAUCCGACGGUGGUGAUUCUGAGAAAGAUUGGAUGUUAAAGCCGCCAUACAACUGGUCGCCAGCGCGUGAUCAAGACGGCAAGGAGCUCUUCAAGACAAAAUACGAGUCGUCCUGCUGGUGCGGUGCGGUGCGUUUUGCUUUUGCGGGCGACCCAUUCGAUGCGAAGCUUUGCCACUGUAGACAAUGCCAAGGGCUGCACGGUGCUCCCUUUCAGUGGGCAGUCAUCUUUCCAAAGACAAGUGUUCGGAUUCUGGAGAAUAACGGCGAUGCUCUCCACUGCUUCUCUACCACGACGAAGAAAAAUAGUCAUCAUGUCCCGUGCAAAGUCUCCUGUGACAUCUGUCGGGCGUCACUUUUCGAUGAAGGGAAGCGCACGGUACUUGCAUACCCUAGUGGCUUCAAAUUUCCCCCUGUCAAAGCACGCUUGAACGCUGCUGACGCAAAAGAUGGCGAAGCGGUGGAAACAGGUGAAGGGCUCUACGACCUACGGCACGAGGAUAUCCAUCCUCCAAGUCACUAUGGUGGAGUCCCUCUCGAGUUUCAACCCAGUUGCCAUAUUUUCUAUGGUCAGCGCAUCAUGGAAGUGUGUGACGGAAUUCCAAAGUGGAGAGGCCAUAAGGAUAACAGUGAGCUCAUGCAGGAGAUGAGCGAUGUGUCAGGUAUUACGCCUAGCUAACAAGUGGUGUGAUGAGGAGCUUCACCCAUGAGAUGACAUUGAUAGAUUUGAUUAGCCUCGAAAUAAGCCUGACUACGUCUUGGAAAGAGAAGAGUGUCGACCUUGACUUGUCCGUGGUAGUACAAAUCAAGCUGGCCACGAGCCCAACUUGAUACCAUGAAGAAUCUGUCGCGGUCAGAUCAUGCUGAGAUAUCUGAAAAGUAAUGGUUCCUGGAAGAAAAUUGUGCAUUAAUCUCAUACUCACAGAAUGUUUGGUACGAGUCA
Molecule: messenger RNA, 1075 nt
Organism: Suillus subalutaceus
Lineage: Eukaryota; Fungi; Basidiomycota; Agaricomycetes; Boletales; Suillaceae
Product: Mss4-like protein
Exons: 2
Coding region: 167-811 (214 amino acids)
Molecular function (GO): carbon-sulfur lyase activity
Source: RefSeq, a predicted model, not a curated record